Messenger RNA from Triplophysa dalaica, 2967 nucleotides. RefSeq names its product caveolae associated protein 4a (gene cavin4a). Bases 1852 to 2841 code for a protein of 329 amino acids. Lineage: Eukaryota; Metazoa; Chordata; Actinopteri; Cypriniformes; Nemacheilidae. Gene Ontology annotation, biological process: regulation of gene expression. The record is from RefSeq and is a predicted model, not a curated record. Gene Ontology annotation, cellular component: cytoplasm; caveola. The transcript has 2 exons.
AAGGGCUUCAUAUUUUGGUCUUGAUGGAUUAUUAAAUGUGUGAAGAACACAAAAUAUAUUUGUAACAAUGUAACCGAACAACGGUGGUACCUGUUGACUUGCAUUGGUUUUGUGUCCACACAAUAGAAAGUCAAUGGGUACUGCCAUUGUUCGGUUACUGACGUUCUUAAAAAUAUUUUAGUUUGUGUUAUUCAGAGGAAAGUCAUUAAAGUUUGAAAAGACAAGAGGGUGAGGACCAAAUUUAAAUUAUUGGUUGAACUAUCACAUUAACAUUCAUGAGUAAGGCCUAUAGCUUUAAUCAGAUUUUUAUAGAUCCAUACAGCUUAUAGACCAUUUCUGAAGAUAUAAACAACGCUGGCCCUGAAGCUAUUCCUGAUUUAGUUUCUUAUUUUACAUAAGGAGUGGUUUCCCACACAGGGAUUAGCCAGGACUAAGUUAGUUGCAUAGUUUUUCCAAAAAUAAUUUACAAAAUAUUUUACUUGUCUACAUUUAAAACAAAACCAUGCCACUGAUUUAUUUUAUUAUAUGUCCAUGCAAGCAGCUUUAAUAUUUAUUUUAGUCUAGAACUUAAGACCUGUACGGGACAACACCCCUUAGUGUUUGUUUGACCAUUUGAUUCAUUUCCAAAUGUAUUUUUUGGUUGAAUUUUGUUCUAACAUUUAUGUGAAGUUAAGGUCUGAACGAAGAAUUGCUUCUGGAUUUGAACUGUUUAUGUUUUACAAAACGGUCUACAAACGCCUGGCCCAAAGUAAACUUCCGGUCUUUAUUGGUUGAUCGAUCAGGCUAGUGGCUAAUAAUAAUGUAACUAUUUAUAUUUAAUAUAUAAUUGCUUGUUAACAUAAACAAUUAACAGUGACUCAAUUCUUUGCGGAUGUGUACCGGAAGUUAAGGUUGGUUGUCAUGUCUUGUCGCGUCGGUCGCUUCCGGUGUAGAUACAGUGUUAUGAGAAGACGGUAACUUCUGAAUGUAAUCCUUAAACACACACCCAGAAUCAAAUCCUAAACACACAUCUUUACUUCACUCGAAUCAUCUGGAUGUAAUUACAGGGGAAAGACUCACCCCAAAUUCCUAAAUCAAAAACAGUUCAUUUAAUAUUUAAUCUUCCUUUAUUUAAUCCUACUUUUUACUUUGCAGACAUCCUGAAUGUCUCAACUCAAAUUAGUUUCCAUUAUAACUGAUGAAGAGUGAGUAACAGGAUAGCAUAGGGAACUUUUCAGUUUUGUUUCUUUUUUUCUGUAUGUUGAGAGUUAUUUUCUGACGGAUCUACUGUUUUUUCAGAUAAUAAUCUUUUUUCCGGUGCAUGCUGGGUAGUUUUUGAUAAAAUGUUGCCUGAAAGUAAGGUCAGAAGCAAAACACUUAUAAAGGAAAACAGACCUUCAAGGACAGUUUACUCUGUGUCUGCACACAGUUUGUGUGGGUUGCAGCUGUUGGCUUCAGUUGACAGUGUGGCACAGGGGAGCAGAUUUAUAAAAGUAAAUCCAUCUCACCCCACAUGAACGUCCCACCCCCUCACACACGCAAUCAUUUGAAAUCUAGAUCAAUUAUUGAGCAAUGCCACUCAUAUUUGAGAUAUUUUGGACCUAACGCAAAUGUCUUAAGAAUGAAUGAAUGAAGGGGCUUUCAGGCUGUUAUGUGAUGCAGCUUCCCAAAAUUUCCAAGUGUCUCAUUACAGUUGUAUUUAUAUCAUGCAUGUAUAUGAGUGUGUGUGCGCAGGGGUGGAGUUAGUUAGAUUCCAGUGGGGUCUCUUUCUGGAGUGUGAGUUUCUCUUUGCACUGUUCUUGUGUGUGAUUCUGUCUGGCCCCGUACCCAUCCCUGGCCCUCUAGACCUACUUUCGCGCCCUUGUGAAAGAGAUGGAAAAGAAAGGUGAUGUCAUACUUGAGGUUGAGGAUGAGUCCGGGCAACCUGUCUCGGCCCUCUCCAUUCUCUCUCUGCUGGAACGCGUGUCUACCAUCAUCGAUGGCGUCCAGGCGAGCCAGCAGCGCAUGGAGGAACGCCAGCAGCAGCUUGAAAGCUCGGUCAGCGCCGUCCAGUCAGAGUUGCUUAAAUUGACUCGCGAACAUAGUGUCACAGCGACCACUGUUGAGAAACUUCUCCAGAAAGCCCGUCGUGUAAGCACACAUGUUAAAGAAGUGCGUUCACGUGUGGAGAAACAGAACGUGCGUGUGAAGAAGGUGGAAACAACGCAGGAUGAGCUGCUUACUCGCAACAAAUUCAGAGUUGUCAUCUACCAGGGUGAAACUGAAGUUCCCUCUGUUGCUGUCACCAAGACCCCCAAAGGGGAAGGGCUUGCUAACCUGGAGGUGGAGCCAGAUGAAUAUGACAUCCCUGCUGAUUUAUCAUCUGAUGAAGAGUACAUGGUGGUAGAUGAGGUGGAGUCAUCUCGGGGGGCACGUCUAAAACAGUCAGGGUUAAAGGGUCUUGAGAACAUCAAGUCAGCGUUCUCCAAAGAAGGCAUGACCAAAACACGUGAGAAGACCAGAGAGAACCUCAGCAAAACCAAGGAGAGUCUGAGUAAAACGGGCCAUUCGCUUGGAACCAAAAUCAACACCUUCGGUGAGAAGGUCGUGCCGCAUGAACAACGAGAUAAAAUACGUCAGAGUAGUGAGCGGCUCAAGGAGAACAUCGCUAAGAAAGCACCCAGUAAAGAAUCGUUCCGCAUCAAACUAAAGAAGGAGCGCACUGUCGCUGAGGGCCAGGAGGGAGCAGAGGAGGAGCCUGCUGUGACUCCACCCAAAGGCAGGAAGUCAAGCCCAGACGUGACCUACACAGAGGUGGUAACUGAGAGCAAGAGGGAGGGUCCAAUAUCAGAGGAAGGAGCAACUCGCAUCCAUGAGGACUGAUAUGGGAAAUUCACAAGUGAAAGAAUAUGAGAAAGUGAAAAAAGUAGUUUGUGAUUAGUAAAAGGAAGAAAUCAUUUUCAUAUAAUGUUUCCACACAGUAAAUGAAAUAAAUUUUGAAACACUAAA